Messenger RNA from Peronospora matthiolae, 1101 nucleotides. Lineage: Eukaryota; Oomycota; Peronosporomycetes; Peronosporales; Peronosporaceae. The record is from the annotation of a GenBank genome assembly.
AUGCUGCAACCGUCACGAGUGCAAGCUGCAGGUGACCAGAAGUUGCCUUGGGAUGGCCGAUUCCAAGACUUGAAGGUUGGCUCGCUCAAUGACAAGUACCUGACGCACAUUUUAACGGACCGUCAGAACGGCAAGGUGAAGCCGGACCAGUGGGUGACGAUCACGCCAACCGGUCGCUCCAAAGCCUUCAAUAAGGACACGGGUGUUGCCACGCUCGCCGUGGACUCGGAAGCGAUUUUCGGAGGUCAAACCAACUUUCGUCGCUCCGAGUUGGUGCAAAACGUAGCUGGCAACACAGCUGGCACCACCUUCUUCCGAGUGAGUCUCAUGAAGGAAAAGCCGUACGCGAACAAGUACUCGUGGCAAGUGGUGUUCCCCGAGUCGCAUCUCUUUGAGAUCCGCAUUGACGCGAAGAAAGACCCGGUCGAGUUGCUCUGGUACACGGGUGGCGGCAUGGAGACGCGCUGGUCCACUGAGUUCAAGACCAAGACGUGGUACAACUUUGGCAUCGCCGUGUCGACGGGGAAACUCGCACUGUACUUUAGUGAAGACGAUGACCCCCUGGCCCUGACCAAGACCGAGAGCUACAAUGGCGCGGUUCCUACAAACUACGAGUUCCACUUUGGCCAGCUCACGCUCUCGAACGAUGGCAGUGUGGUCAAGAUGGUGGAUGGCCAAGACGUGCUGUCUUUCAAUGGUGUGUCAGUUGAAGACAGUGUCCCUAGCGACGCUGGAGGGGCUGCCAAGACCACUAAUUCGAGCUCAAGCAGCUCGAGUGGAUCGGCUCCUUCCAAGACGCCGGAGGUUGCUGUGGAUGAGUAUGCUGUUGCGAAGACAGCUCCCACAACGGAUGCAUCUGUUACGGGUGAAACUGAUGAGGAGGAGAGCCAGGUUGAUGAGAAACCCACGGACGCGGUGCCUACGGCUUCGUUUGCCUCACUUGCUUCUGACGGCUCUACCGAUAAGAACCCUGCCGACGAGAGCGCUGAUGAUGGCAAGUUGGAAAGCGACACCUCGGACGAGUACACCCCUGUAGCUGCGCCAACUACCACAGGCGCGCUGACGGCUACCAAGUCAGGGUGUAAGGUUCGUCGUGGCUGA